UAAACCAAAACAGUGCAGAUUGCAAUCAAUGCUCUCUGAAAAUUGUACGAACAAUAAUGAAUAAUUUGAAUAAUCACAAAUUAAUAAAUAAACGCAUUUUAGAAUUCUAUGUAAGCCAUAACAAGUUUGAACUUGAAGAAAUUCGAAAGUACCUACAUGAUAAUUGGUCGUUAAAUUUUGAAGCAUUGUAUGGAUUGUAUAAAUAUAUGUUAAAUCCAGUUCUGGCAGAUUACAAUUACGAGAAGUCUUUAGACUCUUUUCGAAAAUUAUUGCCAAUAUUUGAAGGCAUACAUUUCUUGUACAGCAACGCUCAAUUGGAUUUAAAAAAGUUUAAUUUUGAAUGGCUUGGAGUAAAUUCCAAAUAUUUGCUGGAAACUUUAGAGUCAAAUGAAUUUGCAGAAACGUGUACCGUAGAAAAAACUCUAGUAUUAACUUCAGUUCUGGAAAAUGCGUUGGCAAAUUUGUUCUUUGUAACUACUGAUAAUUGUACACCACCGCAUUUGUUGCGUGACUUAUUAGGCUCAAAGGAGCUCGACAAUAUAUUCGGGCUAGAAAUAAUGUCCUUAUUAAAAAUAAUAAUGGGUACGCCCAAUGCAAUCAAUUUACGGAACAUUGUAUGGCAUGGCUUUCCAAAACCUGAAGAAAUACCAAAUUAUUAUGUCACAAUACUAAUCAUUAUUAUGCAUAGCUUGGGCUCGGAGCUUAAAAGUAAACAUAUUGUUCAGUUGAUGGAGCGUCCAAAAGCUUCAGACUUUAAAAUACUAUGUGAGAAAGUUUUAAACCAACUUAUAUUGCCUUCAGAGUUCGUAAAUGAGAGUAAAGGCUUUGAACAAAUUAAAAAUCAUGUGUGGCUACACAAAGCUUUUAAGCAGUACUGGUAUCGGCUAUUCCAAUAUUAUGAAAGAAAACAGUUUCGGAAUUUCGUARUAUUGAUCAUACCGCAAAUCGAAUUAUUACUUCGAUUCAUAUAUGCACAAGCAAAUAAUUUUGAUGUUUCUGCCAAGUUGGAUGAGUACUAUAUUACAAUGGAUUCAAUAUUUGAGUGUAAUAUUACCACUGAACAAAUAGUAAAAACAAGCUAAUAAAUGGGAAUAUUAUUAAAGCUAUUGGAACAGCGCGAAUUACAUUCUAGAAGGCGUCGUACUCUGGAGCGCAUGCUGGAAGCUCUGCCG
Messenger RNA from Bactrocera latifrons, 1172 nucleotides. Its product is annotated as endoplasmic reticulum membrane-associated RNA degradation protein-like. Bases 57 to 1082 code for a protein of 341 amino acids. Lineage: Eukaryota; Metazoa; Arthropoda; Insecta; Diptera; Tephritidae. The record is from RefSeq and is a predicted model, not a curated record. The transcript has 4 exons.